Molecule: messenger RNA, 450 nt
Organism: Acytostelium subglobosum LB1
Lineage: Eukaryota; Evosea; Eumycetozoa; Acytosteliales; Acytosteliaceae
Exons: 2
Biological process (GO): extracellular matrix organization
Cellular component (GO): extracellular matrix
Molecular function (GO): extracellular matrix structural constituent; carbohydrate binding
Source: RefSeq, a predicted model, not a curated record
AAAAUAAUGAAGAUAUUUUCCAUAUUGAUUAUAUUAUGCUUCUGGACUGUCUACAUACAUUGCGCCGAGCUAUGCGGUCCAAGAAGUUGUGCUCCAGGUCUAUUUUGUUGUUCGGAUGAUAAGAGUGCAAUAUGUAAACCAAUCGCUCAAGCAGCUUCAUUGGUUACAUUCAAUUUAACAGUUGACGGAAAGUGGACUGAUUCAGCUCAGUUCAUUGGAUACAUAAAGAAUGUUUCAGGUAGAAGAAUAAGCAAGAUUACAUUGAAUGCUGUUGGCUUCGUGUUGUUGAAACCUUCAUCCAUUUGGAAUGCAAAGUAUACAGAGACCAUCAAUGAAAUAUAUAUACCCGACUUCCAAGAUGGUCUACCAGCAUUUCAAACUUACUCCUUUGGUUUCAUCUCUUCAAAACUUGAGAAGCCUCCUAUUACCAUUAAAAGUGUAAUGUUCUAA